Messenger RNA from Capsicum annuum, 2367 nucleotides. RefSeq lists its product as uncharacterized. NCBI's taxonomy places the organism in Eukaryota, Viridiplantae, Streptophyta, Magnoliopsida, Solanales, Solanaceae. The transcript has 2 exons. Bases 416 to 1903 code for a protein of 495 amino acids. The record is from RefSeq and is a predicted model, not a curated record.
AGCAUAUUUCCUUUUUUUAAAAAAAAUAAAAAUUCUAUAACUAUAAUUAAAAUAUCUAUACUAUUUGUUAAAAUCAAUUGAUUAAAUCAGACAAGAUUAAUUGAACCUCAACACCAUAAGUGACAAGUCUCAAAUCCUUUCUUUCUGGUAAUUUGUUGCGUAGGCCUUCCACUAAUUAUUGAAAGUAUGUUCAUCUCUAACUCAAUUACUUCAUUUAUUUUCUCUCCUUUUCCUUUUGCAUGUUGUUCCUAAAUUAAUCCAUACAUUAGGAUAUAUUUUUACUAAAAGAAAAAGGGAGAAAAAUCAAAGAAAAAAAGGAGCUACCAUAAUUUAAUUUCUUUAGGGAUUUUAUGAUUUUGGACUUCCAUAAAAAAAUCAAGAAAAAGAGAUAUAAGAAGAUUGCAGAUUGCUAACAAUGGGAGGAAGGCUGAAUUUGCGUCAUUUGGCUAAUCAUUAUAGGACGGAAAACAAUUCAGGGCUUUAUCCAUCUGCGCCACAACAACAGCCUGUUGAAUCUCUGCAGCCUAGUCGUCCCUCGCCUUCCAUUCCUGCUGCUCCAACUCAGCCACCGCGACAGUCUGUCCAACACAAACAGCCGAGCGAUAGUACAACUAGUCACACGCCUUCAUCAUCGUUUCAAACUCAGCCAACAACAGAGCCUGUACUAAUUGGAGGUAUGAUAUUAGAUAUAAAUGUCACUCCUACUACACUUGACCCGUUAGUAAUUGAGCCUAUGGAGGAGUCGGAUAAUACAAUUCCUGGAAAUAUUACCUAUGCAUCGGGCGGUCAGGCAAGGAAUGUUGCUGAUUGUAUGUCAAAGCUUACAGCAAAACCGUUCUUGAUAAGCGUUGUUGGACAUGACAUGGCAGGAAAUUUCCUAUUCGAUAACUGGAAAUCUACUGGAUUAUCCGAUCAGGGUAUUCUGAGAGGGCAAAAUAUUGCUUCGGCUGCCAUUUGCAAUAUCUUUGAUGGGCAAGGUGAACUGACCGCUGCUGUGGCUAGUGUUGAACCAAUUGAAAAGUAUCUCACACCAGAUUGGAUUGAAAAUUUCAAGAGCAAAAUAAGUUCUGCUCCAAUUUUGAUGGUUGAUGCAAAUUUGAGUGCUCUUUCUCUUGAAGCAUCUUGUCAAAUGGCCGCGGAAUCUGAUACACCUGUCUGGUUUAUGCCUGUAUCAGUGACCAAAUCUAGAAAAAUUGCUCCAGUGGUCCACAAUGUGAGUUUUGUCUCAGCCACAGAAGAUGAACUUAUAGCAAUGGCAAAUGCUAUAUCGGGCGGAGAAGCUUAUGCGCCAGCUCGGAGAGUUAGUAGUCGUCCAGUGGAAUCAUUUUUCGAAAUGCUUAAACCUGCUAUUUGGCUUUUGUUAGACAAAGGUGUUAAGGUAAUUGUGAUUACAAUUGGACCAGAUGGAGUAUUCUUAUGCUCCAAAUCGAAGUCCGAUCUCGAACAGAGACUUGAUAUUAAGGGAAACCAACCUCCUUUCAGUAAAGAGUUAUGUGAAGCUGUUGAUAGAACUUGCCCAACGGGGCGGGUCUCAGGCUCUUCAAGGUACACAUUGUUCUCAUCAGACUUUUAUGCGGUCCAUAUUCCUGCUCUUUCUGUAUUAGCAGUGAGUGUUGAUGGUGCCGCGGAAUGCUUGGUUGGUGGGACUAUAGCUGCUUUAUGUGGUGGUUUAGAUGUCAUGCAAAGUGUAGCAGUCGGGACUGCAACUGCUAAAUUUUCUCUUGAAAUAGAAAGCAAUGUGCCAAGAGAGUUUUCCUUGGACAAAGUCGCAGUUGGUGCAGGGUAUUUGUACUCUAGAAUGUCGACAUCAAUUGGACCACUGACUAACCAAACCCAAGAUCAUGCCGCCCGGCCAACACAAAACAAAAGAAACAAUCUGCUGUUAUACCAAUCAAACAAGUGAAGUAUCGCACCCGCAAGAGCCAAUGUACAUACACGGAAGGUAAUGAGAAGUAAACUCCCUCCCAACUGAAGCAAUUCACGAGGACGAAACUGAAGUAGAGGAGGAAGAUGCGUCCCGUAGCUUUCGUUGAAAUUAAGUCAUGAGUUAUACCUUUUGCAUUUUUGUUGUACUGUAACUUUAUCCCCCAAUUUUCCUAGCUAGCUUUAGUAUAUUCAAUAUUGAUGCAAUCUUGCCAGUAUGAUUUGCCCACAUAAACAAUUGGAGUUUCUUCUGGUUAUUAGCACUUUAAGAUGGUCAUAGCAUUAUCAGUUCGACUUCUUUUCUUGACAAUUUGUAAUCUCUGCUGAACUUCAUUACCUCACAUUGUUGUGUUUAGUCUAAUUGUUACCACUAAUUACAAAGUUCUCAGAGAUAUACAUACUCUAUAAAGUGAUUUCCACAUUCUUAUAUAUGUAGUUUAUCAA